Hibiscus syriacus is the source of this 5268-nucleotide messenger RNA. Its product is annotated as disease resistance protein At4g27190-like. The record is from RefSeq and is a predicted model, not a curated record. The transcript is spliced from 11 exons. Gene Ontology annotation, molecular function: ADP binding; ATP hydrolysis activity. The coding region runs from base 160 to 5061 and encodes 1633 amino acids. NCBI's taxonomy places the organism in Eukaryota, Viridiplantae, Streptophyta, Magnoliopsida, Malvales, Malvaceae.
AGAAGUAUCACUUUCCCACUUCAUUGCUCUCUGUUUGCAAUCUCACUUCGUUUUGUUUCUCAAAAAUUGAACUCAAGGAGGAGUGUUCUUAUCCCGAGGGUUUCCUUCCCAGUUGUUCUAUAGUUUGUUCUGCUUCGUAUAGACUUUUCAAGCGAAAACAUGGACUUUCUUGUUUCCAUUGUUGGAUCUCUUGUUUCCAAAGCUGCUGAGUACACCGUCGAUCCCACUGCACGACAACUUAGUUACUUAUUCAAGCAUAAGACCAAGUUUCUGAACCUCCGGAGUAAAGUUCAAGACCUGAAGGAUGCAAGAGAAAGGGUGCAACAAUCUGUUGAUUCGGCUACCAGGAAGGGGGAGAAGAUUUUUGAUGAUGUUCGAAGGUGGUUGACAGAGGCCGAUGAGAAGAUCUACGAGCAGGCCGCAAAGCAGUUGGAGGAGGAUGAAGAGAAAGCAACCAAGAGGUGUUUCGCCGGCUUUUGCCCCGAUUUCAAGUCCCGUUAUCAGCUUAGCAGGAAAGCGGAAAAGGAGGCCAAUGCCAUAGCUCAACUCCUGACUGAAAAGGAUGCAUUUAAGGAUGUUUCCUACCAUCCUGCAGUUGAAGUGACAGACGUUAUCAGAUCUGUCAAAGAAUACGAGGCCUUCGGAUCAAGAAGCGUUGCUUUUGAUGAGGUCAUGGCAGCAUUGGAAGAUGAGACUGUCAGUAAAAUUGGAGUGUACGGGAUGGGGGGUGUGGGGAAAACCACACUUGUCAAAGAGGUCGCCAGACAAGACAAGGUGAAACUGUCGUUUGAUGAGGUGGUCUUCGUACCUGUAACACAAACUCCAAAGGCAGUAAAUCUUCAAAAUGAGAUUGCCAGUCAGUUAGGAAUGAAACUAGACAACGACUCAAGCGCUGAUGUGCGAGCAGCCCGGCUACGCGAUCGACUGAAGAAAGCUAAGAAGGUUCUUGUCAUCUUGGAUGAUAUCUGGGUGGAACAGGAAGUGGACACACUUGGAAUUCCUUCAGCAGACCAACACAGGGGAUGCAAGAUAUUGAUGACAUCUAGGAAGAUUGAUGUGUUAAAAAGGAUGGAUUCUCAACCAAACAUUUCAAUUGAAACACUGAAAGAAGAUGAAGCUUGGAACCUGUUCAAGAAAAUGGCUGGUCAUAUUGUUGAAAGCUCUGAAAUACGGUCUAUAGCAGUUGAGGUUGCCAAAAGAUGUGCAGGACUGCCAAUCGCUAUUGCUACAAUUGCAAAGGCUUUAAAGCCUAAAGAUAAGUUGUUUGAAUGGAGGGAUGCUUUGCGACAACUAAGUAAGCCCUCUAAAACAAAUUUCGAAGGCAUACCAGCAUACGCAUAUAAAGCAAUAGAGUUGAGCUAUAAGUUUCUAGAAGGUGAGGAACUUGGGCCAAUCUUUUUACUAUGUAGCAUAAUGGGUCAUAAUGCUACCGUGGAGAAAUUGUUGAGAUAUGCCAUUGGUUUGGGUUUUAUCCAUGAUGUUAACACCAUGGAAGACAGUCGAGAUAGAGUAUUGACAUUGGUAAACAGUCUCACGGCCUCUUCUUUGUUACUAGAAGGUUCUCACCCAAACCGUUUUGACAUGCACGACGUUGUACGUGAUGUCGCCCAAUCCAUAGCCUCAAGAGAUCGACAUUGGCUAGCUUUAUUCGAAGAGUUGCCAAACGAGGAGAAAAUGAAAGAAAGCCAGCUGAUAAGUUUACAGAAUGCGGAGCUCAAUGAGCUUCUUUAUCACGAGUUAGAAUGUCCAACCCUUGAUUAUUUCUCAAUUGGCAUGGAUCAUUUUUCGCCUCUGAAAAUUUCAAAUGACCUUUUUAAGGGGAUGCAAAGACUCAAAGUCUUGGAAUUUGGGAAAACAAAAUUUACAACCUUGCCUUCCUCUCUUGGUUUCUUGAAAACUCUCUGUACAUUGCGUUUGAUAGACUGUGCUUUAGAAGAUAUAGCCAUCUUUGGAGAGUUGGGAAAUUUAGAAAUCCUUGACCUCCGUGGAUCUAGAAUGGAAAUGCUUCCAAAGGAGAUAGGACAGUUGACCAGGCUAAAAUUACUAGACUUGACUGAAUGUGGCCGUCUUAAAGUAAUAUCACCGAAUGUGUUGUCAAGUUUAUCUAGAUUGGAAGAACUAUACCUAUACUAUAGCUUUGAUGGAUGGGAGGUUGAGGGAAUUGAGACUCCAAGAGGGAAUGCCAGUCUUGUUGAGUUGCAGCAUUUGUCUCGUCUAAUCACUUUGGAAAUACAUAUUCCUGAUGUGGAAGCCAUACCAAAGGAUAACUUGUUUCUCGGAAAGAUGAAAAGGUUCAAGAUUUCAAUUGGAAAUGAGACGUGGAAAGGGUCUGAUCUGGAGAGGGUGGAAACAUCAAGAAUGUUGAAGCUCCAGACGAAUAAAAUUAUUCAUUUGGUCAAUGGGAUUAAAUUGCUGUUGGGAAAAACUCAAAAUCUAUAUCUCUUUCGAUUGGAAGAUGUUGAGGAAAUGCUCUAUUACCCAAGUGUCGAAUCUUUUGGGCAAUUAAGAUCCCUGAGAGUCGAGUUGUGCGAUAGGUUAAAGAAUUUGUUCUCAUUUUCCAUAGCCAGAACACAUCACCUGCUUGAAGUACUUGAGGUAUCAGAUUGCAAGAACCUCACAGAGUUAAUUGUAGAAAAGGAAGAGAUUAGCGAGAAUGACACUUUGGAAUUUAGUAAACUUCGCAUCUUAACGCUAGAUAGACUGGAUAAAUUUAAUGGCUCGUGGCAUUCGGAAAAUACAUUUCAAUCCGUCGCAUGGCUUUUUGAUAAAAAGGUUUCGUGUCCAGCCUUGGAGGAGUUGGACUUGAAGUCAGUGGGUGGCAUUGAGAAAAUAUGGCAUAUUGAUGAUCAACUUUCUGGAAUGUCUUUUGGGGUUCAAAGUUUAAGUUUUUUGAGAGUGUUGUAUUGCCGUAAGUUGAAGUACGUAUUUACUUCAUCUAUGGUUAAAAGCUUUGUGCAUCUGAAAGAACUUGUGGUUUGUGGAUGUGAUGAAAUGGAAGAGAUAAUAGAAGGAACAUUAGCGGCAACAGAAGAAGAAAGGAUUAGAGGCAGCAUAUGUGUGUUCCCUAAACUUGACUUUAUGUAUCUCCUUGGGCUUCCAAAAUCGAAAAGAUUUUGCAGUGGAAAUUAUCCAAUUGAAUUUCCCUCGCUAAGGGUGUUAAUGCUACAAAGAUGUCCUGAAUUGAAUACGUUCCUUUGUGAUAGUGGAAAGAGCGGAGAAGCGCCGCCAAAUUAUCUCUUCAAUGAAAAGGUUUCGUGUCCAGCCUUGGAGAGGUUGCACUUGGCGUCAGUGGGUGGCAUUGAGAAAAUAUGGCAUAUUGAUGAUCAGCUUUCUGGAAUUUCUUUUGGGGUUCAAAGUUUAAGAGAUUUGAAUGUUUGCGGUUGCAAUAAGUUGAAGUACGUAUUUACUUCAUCUAUGGUUAAAAGCUUUGUGCAUCUGAAAACACUUUUUGUUGAUGACUGUGAUGAAAUGGAAGAGAUAAUAGAAGGAACAUUAGCGGCAACAGAAGAAGAAAUGAUUAGAGGCAGCAUAUGUGUGUUCCCUAAACUCGACUCUAUGCGUCUCGAUGGGCUUCCAAAAUCGAAAAGAUUUUGCAGUGGAAAUUAUCCAAUUGAAUUUCCCUCGCUAAGGGAGUUAAGGCUACGAAGAUGUCCUGAAUUGAAUACGUUCCUUUGUGAUAGUGGAAAGAGCGGAGAAGCGCCGCCAAAUUAUCUCUUCAAUGAAAAGGUUAUACUUCCUGUGCUAGAGAUAUUGGGAAUUUAUGAAAUGGACAACUUGGAGACGCUAUGGUGUGACCAACUUGCUCAACAUUCCUUUUCUACACUAACUUCCAUAAAUUGGCCCUCAUUGAAGAAGCUGUAUGUGAGUGGAUGUCACAAAGUGGGGAUAUUGUUUGCUUCUCGAGAAGUAAGUGGAAGUCAUCAGCCCCUCUUUUGGGUGAAUGAGGUUAUACUUCCUGUGCUAGAGAUAUUGGGAAUUUAUGAAAUGGACAACUUGGAGACGCUAUGGUGUGACCAACUUGCUCAACAUUCCUUUUCUACACUAACUUCCAUAAAUUGGCCCUCAUUGAAGAAGCUGUAUGUGAGUGGAUGUCACAAAGUGGGGAUAUUGUUUGCUUCUCGAGAAGUAAGUGGAAGUCAUCAGCCCCUGUUUUGGGUGAAUGAGUCUACGUUUCCAAAUCUACAUGAACUCACUUUGGGAUGGAAUGCUGGAAUCAAAGAUAUCAUAUGGCAUUCUCACUGCUUGCCCAACCUGAAAGUCGUUAAACUUGAGGGGUAUCCGGACCAAUUAACCCUAUUACCAUCAUACUUGUUCCAUUUAUUAGCCUUACCCUAUCUUCAAACACUUGAAAUAUGCUGGUCUGAUUUUAAAGAGAUGGUAUUCGAAAGUGAAGAAGGUGGUGAGGAAAAGCCUGCAUCGCUGCUACUUUCUCAGAUAACUGAAUUAAAGUUGAAUUCUCUUCUUGAAUUGGUGCAUCUAUGGAAGGAAAAGGAAGGAUUCCCAAAUCUAAGGAUUUUGGAUGUUGACCGGUGUCAUGAAUUAAAAGGUAAUCUAGCUCCAUCCUCGGCAUCUUUCCGAAAUCUGGUGACUUUGAAAGUAUGCAACUGUGAUGGAAUCAUAAAAUUAAUCACACAUCCCACAGCCAAUAGUCUAGUGCAUCUCAAAGAAAUGAGUAUAACCAGAUGUAGAAAUAUAGAGGAGAUAAUACAAGGUGGGGAUGAUCACGAUGAACUCAGUUUCCCCCUACUCAACAGUUUGGAACUUGAAGAUCUACCAAAGCUAGAAAGCUUCUGCUCAUCAGGGAAUUAUACCUUUUCAUUCCCAUCCUUGGAAGAUCUAGUUGUACAGGAUUGCCCCAAGAUGAAGAUGUUCUCUCAAGGACACUCAAACACUCCAAUGAUACAACACCUAUUCAGAGAAAAGCAUGCGAUGAACGAGGAAGGUGAGAAUUCUAAAGAAGAUCAAAGUAAAUCUUUUCCACUUCUAAUGCCCAGAAUCUCAGAGGAAGUGGAAAAUUCCACAAAAGAUAAAGGCAGUUCUUCAACUUCUAACUUCGAAUGACCAUCAAUGUAUGGUAGCAGAAAACUAAUCGAUUCGAAUGUCGCCCCUCCUAUUUUGCUCUGCCUUGAAUGAAGUUUGAUGGCUUGCGAAGAAAUGAAUCGAAGGUUUAAAAUAUGGAUUCGAUAGAAUUUGUAAUUAACAAAUUUUCCAUCUUUAGAAUAUCGUUUGAUUGGUUCUAAUAUUUGUGACGAAUAGUACAGAUUGUGU